CUCCUUUCCCUUGUUACAUUAUCUUCUUUAUCCUAUACAAUGUUGAGAAGCCAUACUGAAUCUCAAGCUCGUCGACCUAUUUAUAACGAUCCUUGGAAGAGACGAGAAGCUUGGAGAUCUCACCAAAUUUUCUCAAAGUCCAACAACUUUAGAACUCUUUUCCCCGGUUUAGGUUAUGCAACUGUUGCCUUUGCUGUUUACUGUACUUAUGAACACUUCUUCCUCAAGGACAAGAAACACCAUUAAAGACAACAAUCUCAUCUACACUUAUCAUAUUCACAAUCACUUUCCAAUGACCUUUAUAAGGGAUACAAGUUGUAUUUAUAUUCACAAGUAGAAUCCCCUCGUUUCGUAUUUUCUCUCUCUCUUUUUUUCUUUUUUUUUACAUAUACAGUAUACGAAAUACACGCACUCUUCCUCUUAUUUGUUUAUUGUUUUACACUACUUAUUUCAAUAAAAAAAAUGAUGUUUUAACUCCA
Messenger RNA from Halteromyces radiatus, 479 nucleotides. RefSeq names its product NADH-ubiquinone oxidoreductase B12 subunit family-domain-containing protein. Lineage: Eukaryota; Fungi; Mucoromycota; Mucoromycetes; Mucorales; Cunninghamellaceae. The transcript is spliced from 2 exons. Gene Ontology annotation, biological process: mitochondrial respiratory chain complex I assembly; electron transport chain. The record is from RefSeq and is a predicted model, not a curated record. The coding region runs from base 40 to 246 and encodes 68 amino acids. Gene Ontology annotation, cellular component: mitochondrion.